Procambarus clarkii (red swamp crayfish) is the source of this 6432-nucleotide messenger RNA. The record is from RefSeq and is a predicted model, not a curated record. NCBI's taxonomy places the organism in Eukaryota, Metazoa, Arthropoda, Malacostraca, Decapoda, Cambaridae.
UCGCGGGCGCCAGUGAGAGGUAGACGUGUACUGCUCUUCCCGCGCGGCCGUCGCCCCGUCUGCGCGCACUAGAUACCUUCUCCCGUCUCGUGGCCCCAGAAUUUUCUCCUUUUUUUUUUACAUAUAUAUAUAUUUUAUAGUGUGUUAAUGAACAGUUUUAACCGGUGGUGAAAGACUCAAAAUGUGUAACCGCCGGAGGUGUAGAUAAAAGACCUUAAACUGGUAGCCUCAACGCUGAUAUAUUUUCGCCUUUGCGAGUUCGACCUUCCUCAAAACUUUGUACUUCGGAGCCUCAACCACAUCAUUAAUUCUCCUCGGAACGGACCUCAACAAACUAGAAAUAGAUGAAGAUUAAUAUGUAUCUUUCUCCGAGCUGAAAUUUGUUGUCUUGAAGGAGUAUCGGUGAACAUCGGCAUUGUUCACAAUAAUCUUCCCUGAUGUUAGCGCUGGAAACCCCCAUGGAUCUCUUUCACCAGCAACACCAGCAGCUGGCGGAGCUGGGUCGAAAACAGCUGGAGCAGAUCCUGCAGCAGCUGCAGGAGCAGCUGCAGGUGAACCUUAUACAGCAGACGCAGCUUAUGCAGACGCCCGACAAGAGUAAGGUGUCUGGACCGCUAGCACAACUGGGAGCGCAGCAGCAGCAGCUAGUGCAGCAGCUGCAGGCCGUGCAGAGGCAGUACCUCCUGCAGACCGGCCUGCACCCGGGCCUUCACCACCAUAAUGGAGAAACGCGUUCCCCGCCCGGCGCCCCCGCGGACACCAGCUCCUGGAAGGACAGAAGCGAGAGGUCCGAAACCCCGUCCCCGCACCACCACAACAACAACAACAACAACAAUAACAACAACAACAACGACCGGGACCAGAAACCCAUGCCGCCGCCGCCUUCCGCCAAUGGGCGGGAGAUGAACGGCUUGGGCAGCGAGGAGGAGGAGAUCAGCAGUCGACGGGGUCACCCUCUCUAUGGCCACGGUGUCUGCAAGUGGCCGGGCUGUGAAGCCAUCUGUGACGACAUUCACUCCUUCCAUAAGCACCUAAAUACGGAACACACGUUAGACGACCGGUCGACAGCCCAAGCGAGAGUGCAGAUGCAAGUAGUGAGCCAAUUGGAGCGACAACUUACCAAGGAGAGAGAUCGACUGCAGGCCAUGAUGAACCAUUUACAUAUGAACAAGCAGCAGCAGCAACAGCAGCAGCAGCAGCAACAGCAACAACAACAAUCUCACCAUCCUCCACCACGGGUUUCUUCGCCAGAACCUCCCCCACCUCAACCAAAACCCCUUAUCGAACCUCCCUCACAGUAUCCUUCUCGUUCACAGAGUCCUGGUGGGAUAUUACCUAAGCUGCCGAUGAGUGCCGGAUUGCUAGGGGGUGGUGUAUUGGGAGGCAACCCGCUAGGUCUCCCACACUCACCUAUGGGACAGAUGCCUCCAGUAUCUUUAUUUAGUGCAAUAGGUUCUCGGCCGCCACCUAUACUUCAGCCACCUACUCCAACUAGUUGUGGGCCUCUCCGAAGAAGACUAACGGACAAAGCAGCUCUCCUCACUCCAGGGCCGCUAGAGGACUCCCAAGUGACUAGACGCCGCCUGGCAGACCGUGCUGCUUUAGACGUUACUGAAGAGAUUCAAAGGAACAGAGACUUCUACAAGAACACAGAAGUCCGACCGCCAUUCACGUACGCUUCACUAAUUAGACAGGCUAUCAUAGAAGCUCCAGAUAAGCAGCUGACUCUGAAUGAGAUAUACAAUUGGUUCCAAAAUACCUUCGCUUACUUCAGACGCAAUGCUGCUACAUGGAAGAAUGCGAUCCGCACCAACCUCUCGCUGCACAAGUGCUUUGUGCGCUAUGAGGACGACUUUGGCUCGUUCUGGAUGGUAGACGACGCAGAGUUUGUGAAGCGACGCCACCUGUCUCGCGGCCGCCCCCGGAAAUAUGAACCCAACACCCCACCACCUCACCAAACCCUCCACCCGGGGAUUCCGCCAACCCAAGGGAUCCCCAUGGCCUUCCAUGCGGCAUUCCCGCCCCUGUCAGGGCCGCUCCCGCCCCCACAGGGUGUGGCGAGCAAGAGUCCGACACUAACUGGGAGCCCCACUCUCUACGGCGAGGCCCUUAAUGCUAGCCUUCAGGCUGCCUUGGCAGACUCUAACCUACCAAUGCUGAACACUGCCUUCAGUAUCUCCUCCAGCAUGGACAAGAGUGGCUCUCCCCCUGUCUCCUAUCAUGAGAGUAUGGUACACCAUGAUGAGGGAGACGAACCACCACACAGAGAACGCGAUGAUGAGCAGGACGAACCCUACCCAUCACAGCUUGUCAAGCAGGAGAUGACUGAAGAAGAAACUCCAAUGGAAACCCAAAGGGACUGUGAGGAAGAAGCACAUCCUGCUUCACCUAUGUCACAUUAUCGUCAUUACUCGGGGAUAGAUGAAGACCGACCUCAGUCUCGCAGCCCUGUACCGCCAAGUCCUGUAUCCCAACCUCCUCCACCUCCUGUGUCUCACGCAGUGUCCCAUGUGCCAACAUCACUUGGCCUUCCCCCACCCUUACAGUUACUGCAUGAGGCACACAUGCGACAAGGACCUCCUCUAGAAGGCUAGUGAUGUAGGGAGUGAAAACUGAUCUUUGUAUACCUCCAAGUGAAUUAACGCUUGAAAAAACUUACUUUUCAUACUGCCAUCUUCCUCUGACCAGUCAGCAAGUGGAGGCUGGCUAUAAAAUGAGACGUGCAUCCAGAUAUUGGAUCAUAUUUUAACUGAUAUCUCUUAUUUAGAUACUGUAAUACAUUAUCUGAAUUUCUUAAACGUUGAAGCACUGGCUUGUGCAUGUGACACAGGGAAACCUGUAGGAAAGAAUGGAAGAAUUUGUUAUUUUUGCACUGAUGGAAUUAGACUUUCUAUUAGACUAAUUGUUUCAUAUCAGACUAGUCUUACCUAAGGCACUAUCAUCAGUCAUAUGGCACAAGUGUGUAUAUUCUCGGUGAUGGACAGACAUUGUUUUGUACAGACGGUUUAGACAAGGAUGUGAUCGCUUACUAUAGUAAGUGUAGAGUUACAGGACUACAGUGCAGGCAGAGAUAGUGAUACUCUAGCCUCACUUAGUGUAGCAUAGCCUAAGGCUACAGAUGGUACAGCAGCCACCUGUAUACCAUUCCUAGAUGGGUCUUAAAGAUCCUACUGUGCUUUUCUAGCCCCUGUUCCCUGUCAACCUUAGCCCAGUAGAUAGUUCAUAUGCUUGCUUCUCUGGUAAGCUCAGUCAAGAUAAUGAUUACAAUUCUUGACUGAUUAGGACUAGGCACUGAAUUUUAUGUACUAAUGUAGAGACACCUAUCAAAAAAUGUAAGAAUUUUACAAGUGCCAUAUUGAAUUUUAUGUGAGCUUAUAUUAUUUUAACCAGUGAAAUUUGAUCUCAAUCUAAUAUGAUAGCUCUUCCAUGACAAUAACAUAACCCGAGAAGGGGUGCAAUCAUUGGUGCAUCUCAUAACUCAGCUAAGUUAGUUGUCAAGUUACUGUAUAUUUUCUCCUACAAAUUUGACAAGCUUAGCAAUGAUAUUGCUAAGAUUAUAAGACAUGAGUAAUAUUUUAUUGUACACAUCAUUUGGGAGUGUGCUUUUUCACCUACUGAAGGAUAUAAAAUCAUUUCUGUUCACUUUCAUUGUAAGUGCACAAAUUUUUCCAAUGCAAUAGUCCUGUACCUCAAACAAACCCACCUAUUUACACUAUUUAUUUGUUAUUUAUAUUGUAGAAUAAGUGGGGUUAGGACAGCACAGAAAAGAGAGAUCCUUAGUAGUGUAGAAAUUUAGUAUAAAUUUAGAAUUAAAAAGCCAUCCCAAACCUAGUAAAAUGGGAGAGAUGUGAUUGCUGUUGUAGUCUGAAUUUUGUUGGGGGUUCAGUUCUUAUAAAGAACUACAGUCAUUAAUGUUCAAAAUUUUCAGUAAAACAGCAAGUUAUUUAUUGUUUGCUUUCCAAAAGAGCCAAUAUGUAUAUGACAAAAAAAUUCUUAGAUUUAUUUAAAUUGUCCCAGCUAAUGUAUAAAGCCAAAUUCCAAAAGUGUUUAUGCCCUAAGUAAAUACUGAAUAAAAGGGAAGUUCAUGAAGCUCAGCUGAAGUUUUGGUGUGGACAGCACUUUAGUAUUGUCCCUUUUUAAUUAAUAGUUAUGGUAUGAUGAGGUUUUCAUAAAGUCUCAAGAAAUUAUAAAAAAAAUUGCAAUAACUAGGAUGGUCUCAAAACUUUAUACACCUUCUCCAAAGUACAUUCACUGGGCUUGGUUAGUAGGAACUGCAUAGAAUGGACCACUGUAGUAGAAAGCAUUGUUUAAAAUGCUACUUAUGAUACAUACUCAAGCCUAUGUAUUGCAUUACCAUUGUAGGUUAGCCUUGCUGUGUUAGGAAGUCAGGACUAUGGUGGGGUACUUUCCAUUAUAAUUUGUUCACAUUUAUUUAUCAGUAUUGUUUAUCAUUGUACAUUAAUACUCUCUGUAUGUUUGUUCUGUGUUGUGGAAGUAUCUCCAGAUUUUUUUUGGUUGUAUAUUAACUUCCCAACCAGUAGCUGCAGAAUAGGACCAUAAAUAAAGCCCCAUUGUAGUUCUGUUUCCUAAAUUGCCAUAUGUCCCUGUUGGUUGCAAGUCACAAGGUAGUAGAUGAGCUUCUAGUAGAACAUUCCCUUUGGGCAAGGUGAAGCCCAAUCCCUGAGCAAUAACUGUCUAUUGUAUGACUGUAUUAUCAUGAACAAACAUCCCUCCCUGUCUCCCAUUUGCAAUCUCCAACUGCUGUCACUGACUGACUCUCUGUAAGACAGUUUAUUACGAGUACUUUUGAGGUACUGAAGCUUCUGAAUAUACAUGUGAUCAUGUCCUGAAGCAGAAAAGAUCAUCUUGACUUGCAGAGAAUCAGAUGUGAGCACAGACGAGGCCCAAUAUCCACAGACCACAGUUCAAUUUUGGAAUAUGAUAAAACAUCUAAUUAAAGAAUUAUAUUGGUAAAACUGCUUAUUAUAUAACACAUUAAACCAUAAAAAUUCAGGAAAUGGCUGAAUAUAGCUUUGAUAAAACACACAAGAAUUGAGCAAUUGAAAUUUUAUUAUAAAAGUUUCAAUUGUCCUUAAUUUCCACUUAUCCUUCAAAUCUAAAGAUACUUUUUUUGUGGGGGGGGAAGGGUCUGCUUGCAUUGAGGGCCUCAUGUACAUAGAAUUUCAUGUGUGACAUUCAACUAUUUCAAGUAAUAGGAAGUCGUUCAUACAAGCAAAUGAUUUUAUUAAAAUAAAAAUUUACUUGUUGAACAACUAAGUCUUGAUAUAGUGGUCGUGUAACAGAUAUAAGCCGGGUCAGAGGACUGGUCACGUACAAGUGUACAGAAUUUUUAAGUUACAGGUGUUGCAGCCAAUGUUUUGUUCAUACUGUAAAUUCAACAAGGAUCACACACACACACACACUUAUGUGUGCCAACUCAGUAAUCUUAUACAGAUUUAGUCCAGAGACCUAUAGAAGGAAAAAAUGUCCUCAACUCUAUAUUUAUAUGGCAAGUGCUUUGUAUGCCAGGCAUGUUCAUCAAUGAAGAAAAUGACUGUUUUGAUAUUCACUGCAUAAGUGACACUGUUUGUCAUUUAUAACCUCAUUCCUCACAAUACAAAAAUGCAAGGUCUUCAUUUUUUCAAUGUUUACAUCUUCAAAUCAUGGAGACAAUGUAGUUACAGUUACGAGUUGUGGCGCUGUUUGGCAAUUAAUACAUGGUCAUGUUUUUAAAGCAUCAACCACAGAUUUAAUGUAUAAAGUAUGAAGCCAUUUCAGGUCCCCCAUAGUGUAUUUUUUUGUAAGAUCUGAAUUAAUUGAGACUUUUAUUUAACUUCAAAACUGCCUUUAAUUUAUGAACUCCCAUUUUAAUCAUUAUUGUUCUUUGUCAAAUUGCUUGCCAGUUCCUAAUUGUUAUAUAUUAUGAAAUUAGCAAAAAGGGAGUCACACAUUUUGUCCAUAUAUUUGUAGCAACCAAACUCAACUGGUGCUGCAUGUACAGGAGCUUUAAGUUUGAUGGCAGCAGGAUAAGAUUUUAGCAAAUGUUUUGGUAGCAAAUUUAUUCCCGGAAGACUGGUCUGAUUUUAAAGUUUUCUUGAACAAGUAAGAGCUUUAUUAGGUAACUAAUAAAGCUUUAUUAAAAGCACCAUGCCUCCAGUAAAGUUUUAAAUUAUUUUCUUUCUUUACUAAAAUCCAGAAAUGUGCACCAUUUUUGUUUUAUGUCAAAAUAUUAUGGAUAUUUUUCUUCACAGCUCCUGAAAUACAAAUAGGAAAGCCAAGACCAAUAUGUGAUACUAUAAGUAAUUUUGUCCAAAAGUGUUGGUCUCAGUGGAGUAUCUGUCUGCAAAUGUAGUUUAUUUCAGUGAUAAGUUGAAACACUGUACACCCCACAUGUAAAGCCCUACAGAGCAAGUAAAGUCAUUAGAGUAUUUC